This is a messenger RNA of Colletotrichum gloeosporioides, 1806 nucleotides long. RefSeq names its product L-carnitine dehydrogenase. Gene Ontology annotation, molecular function: NAD+ binding; oxidoreductase activity, acting on the CH-OH group of donors, NAD or NADP as acceptor. Lineage: Eukaryota; Fungi; Ascomycota; Sordariomycetes; Glomerellales; Glomerellaceae. The coding region runs from base 1 to 1806 and encodes 601 amino acids. The record is from RefSeq and is a predicted model, not a curated record. The transcript has 2 exons. Gene Ontology annotation, biological process: fatty acid metabolic process.
AUGCCUGACAUUCACAACGUUGCCAUCAUCGGCUGUGGGUCGAUUGGUGCGUCUUGGGCGGCACUGUUCCUAGCCCAAGGACUCUCCGUUGUUGCCUUCGACAUCAACCCAGCCGCGGAGACUUUCCUCCGCAAUCUUGUCACCGACGCACUGCCAGUUCUGUCGUCAUUGGGGUUGACGAAGAAAUCGGAUGUCAAAGCGACUGAGAUCACGUUUACAACGGACAUGCGCGAAGCCCUCAAAGAUGCCGACUUCGUACAAGAAAAUGGGCCAGAAAAGCUUGAUUUCAAGCGAAAGCUAUUCAUGGAAAUGGCCAAAAUCAUCCGACCCAAUACUAUCAUCGCAACGAGUAGUAGCGGUCUGACAUGCUCGAGUAUUCAAGAGGGCAUGGGUCCCUCCGGGAGGCCGGAGCGAUGCGUGGUGGGCCACCCUUUCAACCCCCCGCAUCUCAUUCCCCUUGUCGAAGUUGUGGGGGGGAACAAAACUUCCACAUCGACUGUGGAAAAGACGAUGGAUUUCUACGAGCGCAUGGGGAAGAAGCCAGUGCAUGUCAAGAAAGAGGUUGUGGGCCAUGUUGCCAACCGACUACAAGCCGCGUUAGUAAGAGAGGUCAUGUAUCUUCUCCAGGAGGACAUUGUCAAUGUAGCAGACAUCGACAAAGCUAUGAGCUUUGGGCCAGGCCUUCGGUGGGGUGUCAUGGGUCCCAGCAUGUUGCUUCACUUGGGGGGCGGCGAAGGCGGGAUCAAGCAUAUGGCGGACCAUCUGUUAGGUCCCCUUAUGACUUGGUAUGCGCCCAAAGAUCCUGAAGUGACAGAUGAGUUGAAGCAAAAGUGGGUGGAAGGAACAAUGAACGGGGUUGCUGGGAGGGAGUAUCGGCAGUUGGCUAAGCAGCUAACAAUGGGCUCACAACCGCAACAACGUCUUUACAUCCUUGACACGGAUUUGUCGCAUCCUCGUCAAGACACGCGGGCCGGACGCAUAUUAUCUUGUCUUCCAGAUGGGAGUGACCUUCGAACGAUUAUUGAUAAUAUUGAUACUCUUCCGGAUGGCAUUGCCAUAGACCAUGCAAACGGCCACAUGUACUGGACAAACAUGGGAUCAAGCUUCAAAUCCAACAGCGGUUCUAUCGAAAGGGCCAACUUGGAUGGAUCUGACAGGAGAGUUGUUAUUCCUGUGGGAACUUCAGGUGUCUUCACACCGAAACAAAUCACCAUCGCGAAGAGAAGCCAGAAGCUGUACUGGUGCGACAGAGAAGGCAUGAAAGUCAUGCGAGCAAAUCUCGAUGGUUCUGAGGUUGAGAUUCUUAUUUCGACGGGGAAUACCGAGGCAGAUAUGCUAGAUCAAUCAAGGUGGUGCGUCGGCAUUGCCGUGGAUGAGCGGCGAGGCCUCUUCUACUGGACUCAAAAAGGUCCAUCAAAGGGCAACCAGGGUCGUAUUCUUCGAGCGCCGAUCGAGCCAGCUUCGGGCGCCAGCGUGUUGGUCCGAGACAUUGAAGUGGUCUUUGAAAAGCUGCCGGAGCCGAUUGACCUUGAACUCGACGAAGAGAUUAGUAUGCUUUACUGGACAGAUCGCGGAGAUCCCCCCACUGGCAACUCUCUCAACCGAGCAAAUGUGGAACUGGAAGGAAAGAUUGAGACUUUAGCAAUUCGCUUGCAUGAGACGAUCGGUUUGGCUUUGGAUAAGAACGCGAGCGUGGUGUAUGUGACCGACCUGUCUGGUGGUAUAUAUGCCAUCGAUAUCAACAAAAAGAAAAAGGCGGUUUUAUUCGCAGAAUUGGGUGAUACCACUGGAAUCGCUAUAGCAUAA